UGACCGAACUGGGAUCUCAGCUGUUAUCAUGAGCGAGCAUGCUGGGAAGGGGAAACCCGGAAGUCCUGCCGUUCCUAUGACGUCACCUAGUUUCGCUUCCACAACAUGCCCAGGCUUGCCCGGCUCGUUAGCGUUACCUUUAAUAGCUUCGUUCUCGUAUUAUCAAAGCCUUUGGUUCCCGCCAAAUUAUGGAGCCGAUCCGAUCGUUCGUGUUCCUUGACCUUGAGGCGACGUCUUGUGAGGCGUCUUCCCGGCCCAAGGUGACGGAGCUGUGUUUGGCGACCCUGCACCGCUCCGCCGUGCUGAGCUCGGGCCGCCGGCUGCCCCGCGUCAUGGACAAGCUGCUGCUGGCCGUUUACCCCAACAAACCCAUCCCCGGCCUCGUCUGCGACCUCACCGGGCUCAACAACGAGAACCUGGCGGAGAGCGAGCGGGCCGUGCUGGACGCGAGCCUGGUCUCGGCGGUGUGCGGCUUCCUGCACCGCCAGCCGCCGCCCGUGGCCCUGGUGGCGCACAACGGGCUCAAGUUCGACUUCCCGCUGCUGAAGACAGAGCUGCUGAAACUCAACACCAGACUUCCGGAUGGACUCCGGUACUGUGACUCCCUCAUGGCCUUCAGGGAGACCCAGGGUCCGGACAGGGAUAGUGAUGAAGCGGUGCCUUCCCCCCGCCCCUCCCUCAGCCUGGAGAGCCUGUACCAGCGGUACGUGAGCCAGGAUCCGAGGUGUGCCCACACUGCCGAGGACGACGUACUGGCCCUCAUACAGGUGGUGCGGGCGCGGGCAGACACGCUGCUGCCCUGGAUGGACAGGAACUCCCAGUCGUGGGACGGGAUACCGCAAAUGUACGCGACAAGCCCUGUAAAGCCGGCAGACAGAACUAGUAACAGGGAAAGGACGAGAGGUCCCGCUAAACUGUGCCUCACGUUUGAGAACUAAACAUCAGACAUGAUUUUUAAUAGUUGGGUCUAGUUGUUAGUACUACAUGCUAGGGUAGCUGGAAACUAUUCUCAACUUGCCAUGCUUUGGUCACAUUUGGAAAAGGGGGCCCAGCAACUCAUUGUAAGGCCUGACACUGGACUUGACAAGCCACAGCACUGGCAAUUUUAAACUCAACUUGUUGCUGACUGUAUAUUUUUUUACACAUCAAUAGUUGAAAGAACAUGGUACCCUCUACACUAGGGUACCUUAAAGUAUAAAUGUCUACAUUAGCUAAUGUUAUUUGACAAAUUUGCCUCAAUUUCCAAUUCCAAAAUUGCCAAUGUAUCAUCAAUGCAUGUAUAUAUUCUUAAAUCUAAAUCGGCUACAAAAAGUAUUUUUUGAACUGUGUACCUAAAUAUCUGUCAUGGCAACACAUCUAAAGGGAUGAAAAUAUAUUUCCUAGCAUAGUUAAGUCUCUUAGAAAUGCUGCAACCAGAAGUAACUAUAAGGGACAUACAAGUGGCGAAUGACUGGUUUCUUAUAAUCUAAAAAUAAACUAGCACCAACAUAAUGCAAUAAGGAAAAAUACUUGAAUGAACUUUGAGAUUUCUUCACUAUUGUAAAGUAAUCAGUGAAAAGAUGUAUACUCGAAAUCAAUACUAGAAUUCACUCACAUGUAAGUACAGCAGUGUGAAUGUUAUUUACAUGAUUCCAAAAUACUAAAGUAAAAUUUCCAUGUGACAA
This is a messenger RNA of Branchiostoma floridae (Florida lancelet), 1664 nucleotides long. Its product is annotated as three prime repair exonuclease 2-like. Gene Ontology annotation, cellular component: cytoplasm. The coding region runs from base 189 to 938 and encodes 249 amino acids. The transcript is spliced from 2 exons. NCBI's taxonomy places the organism in Eukaryota, Metazoa, Chordata, Leptocardii, Amphioxiformes, Branchiostomatidae. Gene Ontology annotation, biological process: DNA catabolic process. The record is from RefSeq and is a predicted model, not a curated record. Gene Ontology annotation, molecular function: 3'-5'-DNA exonuclease activity; nucleic acid binding.